Mobula hypostoma (lesser devil ray) is the source of this 2695-nucleotide messenger RNA. RefSeq names its product mucin-2-like. Bases 110 to 2695 code for a protein of 861 amino acids. The transcript has 39 exons. The record is from RefSeq and is a predicted model, not a curated record. Lineage: Eukaryota; Metazoa; Chordata; Chondrichthyes; Myliobatiformes; Myliobatidae.
GCCUAACACACCAUCAUCAGUGUGCUUGGCGCUGUCCCAAUUCCGAACUCCAAUUGAGAAACCCUGGCCUAGAGAGAGUGGACGUCCCAAAAAUUGGAGUUUGAAGAAAAUGGCUAAAGUAUUCUUGGCAUUUCUAACUGUUAUCAUACACUGCAUCACCAGUGCUGUUCUUUCUACUCCAGAUACAUCAAAAAUAUGCAAAACUGAAUGGUUUAACAUUGAUGACCCAUCAGGAGAGGGAGAUUAUGAAGUUUUUAACCAUCUGUAUAUUCAAUUUCCCAACCGCAUCUGCCUUUAUCCAAUCGCCUGUGAGGUGGAGACAACAUCAGGGGUUCCAGCCUCACAGACUGGAGAGAACAUUGAACCGUGUAAUGUUGCUCGUGGAUUCUUCUGUAGGAACGACGAUCAAAGUGAUCAGAUGUGCCAAGACUACAGAAUACGAUUCACCUGCCCUCAAUCACAUUGUCCCACACCUGCAACAACUACAGGUAAUGCAUCUACUACGUCUCCAGGUGCUGGUUCUACUGCAACUCCUACAAAAAUAUGCAAAACUGAAUGGUUUAACAUUGAUGACCCAUCAGGAGAGGGAGAUUAUGAAGUUUUUAACCAUCUGUAUAUUCAAUUUCCCAACCGCAUCUGCCUUUAUCCAAUCGCCUGUGAGGUGGAGACAACAUCAGGGGUUCCAGCCUCACAGACUGGAGAGAACAUUGAACCGUGUAAUGUUGCUCAUGGAUUCUUCUGUAGGAACGACGAUCAAAGUGAUCAGAUGUGCCAAGACUACAGAAUACGAUUCACCUGCCCUCAAUCACAUUGUCCCACACCUGCAACAACUACAGGUAAUGCAUCUACUACGUCUCCAGGUGCUGGUUCUACUGCAACUCCUACAAAAAUAUGCAAAACUGAAUGGUUUAACAUUGAUGACCCAUCAGGAGAGGGAGAUUAUGAAGUUUUUAACCAUCUGUAUAUUCAAUUUCCCAACCGCAUCUGCCUUUAUCCAAUCGCCUGUGAGGUGGAGACAACAUCAGGGGUUCCAGCCUCACAGACUGGAGAGAACAUUGAACCGUGUAAUGUUGCUCGUGGAUUCUUCUGUAGGAACGACGAUCAAAGUGAUCAGAUGUGCCAAGACUACAGAAUACGAUUCACCUGCCCUCAAUCACAUUGUCCCACACCUGCAACAACUACAGGUAAUGCAUCUACUACGUCUCCAGGUGCUGGUUCUACUGCAACUCCUACAAAAAUAUGCAAAACUGAAUGGUUUAACAUUGAUGACCCAUCAGGAGAGGGAGAUUAUGAAGUUUUUAACCAUCUGUAUAUUCAAUUUCCCAACCGCAUCUGCCUUUAUCCAAUCGCCUGUGAGGUGGAGACAACAUCAGGGGUUCCAGCCUCACAGACUGGAGAGAACAUUGAACCGUGUAAUGUUGCUCGUGGAUUCUUCUGUAGGAACGACGAUCAAAGUGAUCAGAUGUGCCAAGACUACAGAAUACGAUUCACCUGCCCUCAAUCACAUUGUCCCACACCUGCAACAACUACAGGUAAUGCAUCUACUACGUCUCCAGGUGCUGGUUCUACUGCAACUCCUACAAAAAUAUGCAAAACUGAAUGGUUUAACAUUGAUGACCCAUCAGGAGAGGGAGAUUAUGAAGUUUUUAACCAUCUGUAUAUUCAAUUUCCCAACCGCAUCUGCCUUUAUCCAAUCGCCUGUGAGGUGGAGACAACAUCAGGGGUUCCAGCCUCACAGACUGGAGAGAACAUUGAACCGUGUAAUGUUGCUCGUGGAUUCUUCUGUAGGAACGACGAUCAAAGUGAUCAGAUGUGCCAAGACUACAGAAUACGAUUCACCUGCCCUCAAUCACAUUGUCCCACACCUGCAACAACUACAGGUAAUGCAUCUACUACGUCUCCAGGUGCUGGUUCUACUGCAACUCCUACAAAAAUAUGCAAAACUGAAUGGUUUAACAUUGAUGACCCAUCAGGAGAGGGAGAUUAUGAAGUUUUUAACCAUCUGUAUAUUCAAUUUCCCAACCGCAUCUGCCUUUAUCCAAUCGCCUGUGAGGUGGAGACAACAUCAGGGGUUCCAGCCUCACAGACUGGAGAGAACAUUGAACCGUGUAAUGUUGCUCGUGGAUUCUUCUGUAGGAACGACGAUCAAAGUGAUCAGAUGUGCCAAGACUACAGAAUACGAUUCACCUGCCCUCAAUCACAUUGUCCCACACCUGCAACAACUACAGGUAAUGCAUCUACUACGUCUCCAGGUGCUGGUUCUACUGCAACUCCUACAAAAAUAUGCAAAACUGAAUGGUUUAACAUUGAUGACCCAUCAGGAGAGGGAGAUUAUGAAGUUUUUAACCAUCUGUAUAUUCAAUUUCCCAACCGCAUCUGCCUUUAUCCAAUCGCCUGUGAGGUGGAGACAACAUCAGGGGUUCCAGCCUCACAGACUGGAGAGAACAUUGAACCGUGUAAUGUUGCUCGUGGAUUCUUCUGUAGGAACGACGAUCAAAGUGAUCAGAUGUGCCAAGACUACAGAAUACGAUUCACCUGCCCUCAAUCACAUUGUCCCACACCUGCAACAACUACAGGUGCAAGUUCCACUACAGCUCCCAGUGAGUAUAUCCUUCCCAUUCUAAAUAUUACAAACAUUGAUUCCAGUACAAAAGCUCCAUCAAACAACAUCGUGUCUGGCUUGAAGGCUGCUUGA